CCAUCUUUGUUCGGGGCAGACUCCCGGGAUCGGGGCAGGAGAGACAGAGAGGCCGCCCGCAGCCCGGGGAGACACACACAGAGGGAGUGCGGUCCUAGCCUGCAGUGACGCCACAGGAGAGCGGACUCGGGCAUUGCCGAACCCCAGGGCUAGGCCGGGCCGUGUGUCCGGGACUCGCUGACCGUCGGGCCCUCAGCAUCAAUGGCGGCCCCGGUUCUGAGCCGCUGCCUCUCGGCUUUGGCCGUAAACCCCGCGCUCCGGCUCCGGGCCCUGACCGCUUGCUCGGCCUGCGGUGUGGGCCAGCGCCAGCAGCAGCAUGCCCGGCUCCUGUCGUCCAGGAAUCGGCCUGAAGGCAAAGUUUUGGAGCCAGUUGGAGUAUUUGAGGCUCUCAAGCAACAGGGAAAAUAUGAAACUGGGCAGCUAUUUCUGCACAGUGUGUUUGGUUACCGAGGGAUAGUCCUGUUCCCCUGGCAUGCCAGGUUAUAUGACCGAGAUGUCGCAUCUUGCAGCUCUGACAGCAAAACAGAAAACUCAGGAACUCAAGGUUCCAAAGAGGUCAAGGGCAAAACGCACACCUACUACCAGGUGUUGAUCGAUACCAGGGACUGUCCUCAUAUAUCUCAAAGGUCACAGACGGAAGCAGUAACCUUUCUCGCUAACCAUGAUGACAGCAGAGCGCUUUAUGCUAUUCCAGGUUUAGACUAUGUGAGCCAUGAAGACAUCCUGCCUUACAGCUCCUCAGAUAGAAGCCCCAUCCAGCAUGAGUUAUUUGAAAGAUUUCUCUCCUAUGACCCUUCAAAAGCAGCCUUGCCAUUUGUAGCCAGAGAUACGCUCCGUGCUUGGCAGGAGAAGAACCAUCCCUGGCUGGAGCUCUCUGAUGUACAUCGAGAAACAACAGAGAACAUCCGGGUUACCGUUAUACCCUUCUACAUGGGCAUGCGGGAAGCACAGAAUUCCCAUGUGUAUUGGUGGAGGUACUGUAUCCGGUUGGAGAAUCUUGGGACAGAAGUUGUUCAGCUUCGGGAAAGGCAUUGGAGAAUCUUUAGCCUGUCUGGAACCUUGGAGACUGUACGAGGGAGAGGAGUAGUGGGCAGAGAGCCAGUUUUGUCAAAGGAGCAGCCUGCAUUUCAGUACAGCAGCCACGUCUCACUGCAGGCUCCCAGCGGUCACAUGUGGGGUACGUUCCGCUUCGAGAAGCCAGAAGGUUCUCAGCUCGAUGUCCGCAUCCCGCCAUUCUCCCUGGAGAGCAAUAAAGAUGACAAGGCCCCUCCUGCUGGCUACAGCUGGUAAAGUUCCAUCGGCCAGGACCCUGGACUGGCUGUCAGCGGGAAGAUUCUGCCUGCAACUUUACUGUAGAGGGGAUAAAAUGAAGGAGAAAGUCUUCCAUUGCCAGUCCUUUACUGAUCUCCCUGGCUUGCUGUAUAAACUCCAAUCACAUUUUGUCUGUUUUUGCUGCAGAAAUUAUUUUGGGAAGUGCAACGUUGGGAUUGUAUAAAGUCUGUAUCAUUGAAGAAGAAAAUGGAAGGAUUUUGGGUGGGAGCUGGUGCGGUGUGGUGCUUGUGGUCAGACUGUGGGAGUGGGCUGGGAUUUCUGGUCAGCAGUGCUCAAAUUAGCAAACUUAAAGGGGAAAAAAGUAAGAUUUAUCACAGAGGUGACACAACUUACAGACUAGCUCCCACGUGUAUUAAGGAAAUUGUUUGAACAUAUUGCUGAGGAACUCACUUCUGUCAGUAAAAUCCAUUUACAUAGCAGCUUGGACCAGCUUCACAUCAACUGUCUAGGGCUGUCUGGACUUCAACUGACUAGUCGAAGUUAGUGGCAUCUAUUAUACUGUCCUCCCUCCUUGAGAGGGCCUGAGUGUCAGCAAUGUCUGCCGCUAUGUUACAAUAAUGGGAAGAUUAAAGGAAAUGAAAGGGUUAA
Hemiscyllium ocellatum (epaulette shark) is the source of this 1920-nucleotide messenger RNA. RefSeq names its product polymerase (DNA-directed), delta interacting protein 2 (gene poldip2). Gene Ontology annotation, molecular function: DNA binding. Gene Ontology annotation, cellular component: nucleus; mitochondrial nucleoid. Gene Ontology annotation, biological process: error-free translesion synthesis. NCBI's taxonomy places the organism in Eukaryota, Metazoa, Chordata, Chondrichthyes, Orectolobiformes, Hemiscylliidae. The transcript is spliced from 11 exons. The coding region runs from base 202 to 1290 and encodes 362 amino acids. The record is from RefSeq and is a predicted model, not a curated record.